AUGAAUACAUUGACUGCCAAUUUGCAUACUAUGCUUGUUACUUUUUAUCGCCCAACAGCAUCUCGUUUCAAGAUUCUGAUCGAGAAAAAGGCCUUUCCCUCAGAUCAUUAUGCUGUAACUUCGCAUCUUCAAUCACGCGGCAUUGACCCUGAGGUCGGGCUUUUAACUAUUGCACCUCGCUCAGGAGAACAUAUAUUGCGUACCGAGGACAUCAUUCAACUGAUUCAGGAUGACAAGGAAAUUGCUGUGGUCAUGUUGGCUGGUAUUCAAUACUACACAGGCCAAUUUUUUGAAAUCGAGAAGAUCACUAAAGCAGGACAUGAUGCUGGUUGUAUUGUCGGUUGGGAUCUUGCUCAUGCUGUGGGUAAUGUUCCUCUUCAGUUACAUGAUUGGAAUGUUGACUUUGCUUGUUGGUGUUCUUACAAGUACUUGAAUUCCGGUGCAGGUGGGAUUGCUGGCUUAUUCAUCCAUGAGAAAUACAAGAGUGAUGUUUCUAGACCAAGACUUGCCGGUUGGUGGGGACAUCAAAAAGAAAACCGUUUUGAAAUGCUUCCCGAAUUUGUGCCUAGUGAAGGUGCUUCAGGUUAUCAAGUAAGUAACCCUAGUAUCUUUACCACUGUUUCUUUGUUGGGAUCCCUUCAAAUCUUCGAAGCUGCUGGUGGUAUUCAAGCCUUGCGUCAGAAAUCGCUCUUAUUGACAGGCUAUCUUGAAAAGCUCUUGUUGAAUGAGCUUCAAACUGAAUUUGAAAAUGAUACAAUCCGAAUCUUGACACCCAGUGACCCUACACAGAGAGGAUGUCAGCUGUCGUUGGAAUUUCCGGAGUGUAUGAUGGAUGUCUUUGAUGCUCUCCAUGAGCGUGGCGUCAUUGUGGACGAACGUAAGCCUACUGUCAUCCGUGUAGCUCCUACUCCUCUUUACAAUACUUUUAAAGAUGUUUAUUGUUUUGUUAUGCAACUUAAAGAGGCAAUGAAACAAGUCUAUCAUUAA
This is a messenger RNA of Gilbertella persicaria, 987 nucleotides long. Its product is annotated as kynureninase. Gene Ontology annotation, cellular component: cytoplasm. The transcript is spliced from 4 exons. NCBI's taxonomy places the organism in Eukaryota, Fungi, Mucoromycota, Mucoromycetes, Mucorales, Choanephoraceae. Bases 1 to 987 code for a protein of 328 amino acids. The record is from RefSeq and is a predicted model, not a curated record. Gene Ontology annotation, molecular function: kynureninase activity; pyridoxal phosphate binding. Gene Ontology annotation, biological process: NAD+ biosynthetic process.